Grus americana (Whooping crane) is the source of this 2464-nucleotide messenger RNA. RefSeq names its product glycosyltransferase 8 domain containing 1 (gene GLT8D1). The record is from RefSeq and is a predicted model, not a curated record. Bases 580 to 1698 code for a protein of 372 amino acids. Gene Ontology annotation, cellular component: Golgi apparatus. The transcript has 10 exons. Lineage: Eukaryota; Metazoa; Chordata; Aves; Gruiformes; Gruidae. Gene Ontology annotation, molecular function: glycosyltransferase activity.
GACGCGGUGACACGGGGGGGGGGAUCAGUCGCGUGCCCAGCUUAGUGUGUGCAGACCGCCGCAGCAGGAGCCGCGAUUGCGGCAGCGUAGCGACGAGCAGGUGUUUGAGUGUUUUAGCGUGGGGUUGUGUUUGCAGUGACAAUAACUUCUGGAAAAGUCAAUCUGUCAAUGCUUUCAGCACGGGCAGCUGCCCUGUCACUGAAGGGCAGAAGUUGUACAUACCUGCGCGCGCCCUCAGCGUCGCUGCCGCAGGGACUGAGGAGCGUGGCAACGUCAUUUUAAACACAGGCGUUGCGUCGUACCCUAAACUAAGGCUACGUGUCCUGACCCAUUUCAGUAGUGCUGUAGACAUGGCUUAUGGCAUUUAUUUGUGCUCGAUAAAUGUAUCUUCCCCAUGGGAGAAAUGCAGCAGCGGAAAGAAGAUGGUUAUGGCUGACACUCGUAAUAGUCACAGCACAGUUUGUGGUAUUUGGAGUUUUGCAAGUGAACUUGCAAUGCAGAACUGUCACUGUUUCUUGAAUUCUGCAUGUUGUUAAGCGGUUUGCAGGAACCUUAUACUAAUAAAAUAACAAGAGAAAAAUGACACUAAGGAAAGUGAACAUCUCCAUCCUUAUAGUGGCUGUUGUCAUAUUUUUGCUAGUUCUUCAUCAUAACUUCCUAGGCCUCAGUGACUUCUUGAAACGGGAAUUGUCAGAUUCAAAUCCAUUAGGACUUCAGCCUAUAGAUUUCAUACCUGCGGUUCCCCAGAGGCUGGCAGAUGAAAGGAAUGAUAAGGAGAUUUCUGUGGUCAUUGCAGCAUCAGAUGAGAGGCUUGGGGGUGCAAUUGCAGCCAUGAACAGUAUUUACCGUCACACCAGAUCCAACGUGGUUUUCCAUAUUGUUACUUUGAAUGAUACUGUGGAUCACUUGAGGCUGUGGCUAAGUAACACUGCUCUGAAAAAUUUGAGAUACCGAAUUUUGGAUUUUGACCCUCGUGUCUUAGAAGGGAAAGUACAAGUGGAUCCUCAAAAGGCAGACACCUUAAAACCAUUAACCUUUGCAAGAUUCUACUUGCCCAAUUUGGUACCUCAUGCAGAGAAGGCCAUCUAUGUGGAUGAUGACAUAAUAGUGCAAGAUGAUAUUCUUGAACUUUACAACACUCCAUUGAAACCUGGACAUGCAGCUGCAUUUUCAGAUGAUUGUGACUCGACCACUAAUAAAGUUGCUGUCCGUGGAGCAGGCAAUCAGUAUAAUUACAUUGGGUUUCUAGAUUACAAAAAAGAAACCAUCCGAAAGCUUGCCAUGAAAGCCAGCACCUGCUCUUUCAAUCCAGGCGUUUUUGUUGCCAAUUUGACAGAAUGGAAAUUACAGAACAUCACAAAGCAAUUGGAGAAGUGGAUGGCACUUAAUGUAGCAGAAGAACUUUACAGUAGGACUUUGGCUGGCAGCAUUACGACACCUCCACUGCUAAUUGUAUUUUACAAGCAACAUUCCAGUAUUGAUCCCAUGUGGAAUGUCCGGCAUCUUGGGUCCAGUGCUGGAAAAAGGUACUCUCCUCAGUUUGUGAAAGCUGCCAAGCUGCUCCAUUGGAAUGGACAUUUCAAACCAUGGGGAAGAACAGCUUCAUAUGCUGAGGUCUGGGAGAAGUGGUAUGUCCCUGACCCUACAGGCAAGUUCAGCCUGAUCCGCAGACAUUCAGAAGCCUAUGAAGCAAAGUAGAGUCAAUCUUAACAACUGAUGGCAUUUUCUCAGGAAACUUCCGGAGCCAAACAGAAUUAUUUUUAGCCAACUUGUAUUAGAGAGCAGUCCUUGCCUUCUGGAGCACAAGGCGAUGCACUUAUUCAGGUGCAGUUCUGAAAGGCACAGGUGCAACAGAGACACUUCACUUGUGUGAUGGAAGAUGCUACUCCAGCAGCACUACAGAAAGCAAGGGAGGAUCUCCACAAACUAGUAGCACUUUCUUUAGUUCAUUUCUGUCUGUUGUGUUGUCUUCUGCUCUUUACUACAAAUCUUCUAGAGGAGGAUCGUUUUGUCAGUUACAGAAAGAAAGUUUCUAAGAACAAGAUACAACUUUGGCUGGUGCUUGCACCAUGCAAAUCUUGCACAGCAAUGUACUGUAAUGAAGAGCUGCUUGGGUUUUGUUUGUUUUGUUUUCUUAUCCUGUGACAUAGUUUCAUCAACAACCCUUUCUUGCAUGAACUCUCCCAACCAUUUCUGUGUAAGUCUUUCUUGCAGAAUUCUGCAAAAUUGAAUCUUGUUUUUUGAAAGAUGAUUCAAGUAUUAUUUCACUAUGCAAAAAGGUUUUAACUGCCAGUGAACACUAAAACAUUUUUUUGUAAAGUGAGAAAACCGUUCAAAAAUAAAAACUAAUUUUAACACGUUGAUUUAAGCCUUGGGUAAAUGACAGUAUGAUUCGAGUCUUGAUCUGAUGUACGAAGUGUGUUUCCUUUAUACUUAAAUACAGUAGCAAGUAAUUGAAACUGAA